Molecule: messenger RNA, 1655 nt
Organism: Photinus pyralis (common eastern firefly)
Lineage: Eukaryota; Metazoa; Arthropoda; Insecta; Coleoptera; Lampyridae
Product: G kinase-anchoring protein 1-like
Exons: 7
Coding region: 225-1175 (316 amino acids)
Biological process (GO): signal transduction
Cellular component (GO): Golgi apparatus
Source: RefSeq, a predicted model, not a curated record
UCCUGAAUCACUUCCGAUCACCGGGUAUACCUUUUAAAAAGCCAUGUACUGUAGACACAGUAAGUUGUGUUGUUCCUGUUCACUUUCACUUGACGCUUUGUAUUCCACAGUCAACUCCAUAUUCAUUCAAUUCAAUUCAAUUGGUCGACAGCGGUGGUGAAAUUCAACACCCGUGCGUAAAGUUUAAAACAUUUUAGCAAUAUUCCUACGCUAAGGCAUUUGCGAUGGACAUUGGGGUACCUUCUAGAUUUGCUUGCCUAAGAAUAGAAGACGAUGACCACAGGCAAACUGUUAAAUCCAAAGAUACAAAAAAGAAAAUGGAUCCAAAAUUAUCAUCUAAAAAGUCCAGUCCACAUACUAAAAGUGAUAAGAAUGCAAAAAACAAAAAAAUUUCCAAUAACAAACAGGUUGUUCAAUCUUCUAAAACUAAAAGUAAGAAAAACGGAAAUUCUUUUCAAUGGGAUGAAUGGAAGAUAAAGGAUGAUCAGAUUGUCAAUGGCAAUUAUGAACAGGAUUUACAAGAUGCCAUUUUGCUCUCUAAGUUAGAUUAUGAACAUAAUAAAGAGAUGUACAAGAACGUUAAAGAAAUAAAUGGUAACGCGACUCAACAACCACCUAAUAAGAAAAAGAAAAAUAAAACUAUGAGUAUUAACGAAUUUCUUACUUCCGGUAAUGAAAAAAAAUCCAUAGUCAGUGAUGGCGACACGGAUACCCAUGCCAAGCCUGAAAAUGUGUUAAAGGAUGAUCGUUUCUUUGACGAUGUAAAGAAUGCUGCCAAGGAAGAAUUUAAUAAAGAAUUGAUCACAGAAAAACGUAAAAAGCGGGAAGCAAGUUUUGAUAAAAUUACCACCUUAGCUCAGUGUCAGGAGAAAUUAAAAGAAGAAAAGGCCAAAAAUGUUACUCUUCAAGUGGAAUUACGUAACGCACGAGCGGAAAUUAUUAUAGUAAAAGAACGGAAUAGGGCACUUUGCGGGAUUCUUGGCCAAGGUGAAAUGAAAGAUAAGGCGGACGUGUUACUAGAAUUGGAAAAGUUAUAUUCCGAAAAAAAUGACUUGACUGAGGAAGUAACAAGGUUACAUGUUCAAUUGGAACAGGAACGAUCUAAAGUAGCAGCCUUAACUUCAGAUUCUCACAAGCAUACCAAGGAUAAAAAACGCAAGCAAAAAGGCACUUAAGGCAGUAUAAACCUACAUUUUCUAGGUAGUUAUUUGUAGUUUAUUUUUUGUUCCUUGCAACUUUUCUUUUUGUAUCCUUACUUUUUGAUUACGAUGCUUGAAUUUUGAAUUUGAGUAAUAGUUUGGAAUGAAGUUUGAAUAGUUGUUUACUCGUCCUCCUAAUAGCAUAUGUAUUCACAAACGUGUAUAUUUUUCAGAUCAAGAAGUAACUGGUUUGCGACAAUGUUUUCCAAUUUAUAUUUCUUUUCAUUGUAUCUGUAUUUAGUUUUAUAUUUCUAUAGUAUGUCUGUUUUUCAUGUAUUAUAAACAUGUGAUAAUGGUUUUUGCCAUGCACUCGCCCUAAAUACGGCAUGGUUUACAAAUGACUGAUAAUGUACUAAACUCUCUUAGUUUAUUUAAACAUUAUGCUUUCUUUAUGUAAGAAUAACUUUUUAUUUAAACUUUAUGUAUGAUGUCAAUAAAAUUUUCAUAAACUAAUAA